Messenger RNA from Hevea brasiliensis (rubber tree), 1373 nucleotides. RefSeq lists its product as uncharacterized. Gene Ontology annotation, molecular function: oxidoreductase activity, acting on the CH-CH group of donors. The transcript has 9 exons. Bases 225 to 1088 code for a protein of 287 amino acids. The record is from RefSeq and is a predicted model, not a curated record. Lineage: Eukaryota; Viridiplantae; Streptophyta; Magnoliopsida; Malpighiales; Euphorbiaceae. Gene Ontology annotation, biological process: lipid metabolic process. Gene Ontology annotation, cellular component: membrane.
UUCCCCUCCACCCUUGCCCUUCCAUUUCCAUUUUUGUGAGUGAAAUUCAUCGCCAACCAUUUACCAGUCAACCGUAUAGACAGUGACACAGGCGUUACCGUUCUAGCCAUUCAUAAGAACAGAAAAUUGUUUUCCUUUCUCUAAACUAUAAUCACCGAAGAAGAUCAAAGAAUCAUUCUCAGAGAAAAAAAAAUAAUAAAACAGCGUAAUCCUAUCCAGAAUCAAUGGGAACAGUCAUCGAUUCCCAUUUUCUAGCACUCACUGCCGUCGCCACUGUGGGAUAUCAGUUGCUAUUCUUUAUAAUCACUGCUCUUCUAAAGAUUGAUAAAGUCACAGACUUUGCUGGAAGCACCAAUUUUGUCAUACUUGCUGUGUUGACUCUGGUUUUGAAAGGGACGUGGCAUUUAAGGCAGGUAGUCUUGAGUUUACUUGUUGUUACAUGGGGUCUUCGCCUGGGAUUGUUCCUAUUAAUGAGGAUACUGCAGUGGGGAGAGGAUAGACGCUUUGAUAAAAUACGUGGUAAUUUGGGGAGAUUAGCAAUUUUCUGGAUAUUUCAGGCUGCCUGGGUUUGGACAGUGAGUUUACCUGUAACAGUGGUAAAUGCAAGUGACAGAAAUCCAUCUCUUCAGGUUGAGGAUAUAAUGGGGUGGAUUAUGUGGUCUGUGGGAGUUUCAAUUGAAGCUGCAGCUGAUCAACAAAAGUUGAAAUUCAAGAACUCCCCAGAAAAUAUAGGAAAAUGGUGCAAUGUUGGACUAUGGAAAUACUCUCGUCACCCAAAUUAUUUUGGCGAGAUUUUCCUCUGGUGGGGAAUUUUUGUGGCUUCUACACCUGUUCUGGAGGGUGCUGAGUGGCUCGUAAUCCUUGGGCCAAUGUUUCUGACAUUGUUGCUUUUUUUUGUCAGUGGCAUACCGUUGCUUGAGAUAUCUGCUGACAAGAAAUUUGGCAAUGUGGCUGCAUAUAGGGUGUACAAGAGGACAACAAGCCCUCUGAUUCCUCUGCCCCCUGUAGUAUAUGGGAACUUGCCUUCAUGGUUGAAAACAACUUUCCUCUUCGAAUUCCCUUUCUAUAGUCUCAAUCCUGUUCCAUAGUCGCAGUCUUCCUCAUGAGGGGACAACAUGGUGAGACUAUUGUACAAUCUAAAGAACCUAUACUGCUCUAGCAUGUGAUUUGACCAAUUUUGCAUUACUGAUGAGUUUUGUGCAUGUAAUAUUAUUCUCAUUUUUCAUAUAAACUUGCAGUAUUCUCAGGAGAAUCUAUUUAUAGUAGUGUGUAUGAAACUGUGGGAUGCUAAACUUGUGUAAUUUUUACAUUUCCAUGGUGUUUUUCUUUAAAUUUUUACUCCUAAAUUAUUAUAAUCUUUUGUUGGUUGCAAA